GGACGUUCUCUUUGCUGCGCAGGUCGCUUUUGCUGUAACACGUGGGUCAGCGUUUGUGAAGAGUCGACCGAUUUGUUUGCCGGGGGUGAUAAAGAAAGCCAGCGAUUCUCUUACAAAAUGGUGAAAUUAGUCAAGGCAGGUAAAAAGCAAGCAACACCCAAAAAGGCUGCACCACCUCCACCCCCAGAAGAUUUUGAAGAAUCCUCUUCUGAAGAGGAAAGUGAAGAAGAGGAUCUGCCAGCACCUCCUGUUAAAAAGGCUGCCACUCCAACUGCUAAGGCAAAGGCAACCCCACAGUCUGUCAACAAAAAGAAUGGCAAAGCUGUAAAAAAGGAGAGCAGUGAAGAUGAGGAAGAUGAAGAAUCUGAAGACGAAUCUGAAGAAGAAAAACCUGUCACUAAAAAAGCUGCUAAGUUGAUUGAAAAAGAAGCAGAAGAGGAUGAUGAAGAUGAGGAGGAAGAUGAGGAAGAGGAUGACGAGGAAGAUGAAUCUGAGGAAGAGGCGAUGGAUACAGCACCAGCUCCCAAAGUAAAAAAAGUUACGAAUGAUGAGGAGGAAGAGGAUGAUGAUGACGAGGAGGAUGAUGACGAGGAGGAUGAAGAGGAGGAGGAGGAUGAUGAUGAUGAAGAAGAAGGAGCUGAUGCUGUGCCAGUGAAAGCAGGGAAGAGAAAGAAAGAAGAACAGAAGGCAGCGACACCGGCUAAGAAACAGAAGACCGACAGCGCAGCAUUUUCACUUUUCGUUGGAAACCUGAACUCAGAAAAGAACUUUGAAGAAUUGAAGAAAGCUCUAAAUGACUUCUUCACUAAAAAGAAACUUGCAGUCGCAGGUGUCCGAAUUGGAGGGAGCAGGAGAUUCGGAUAUGUGGAUUUUGAGACUGAAGAACAACUGGAAAAGGCAUUAAAGUUCAAUGGAAACAAAGUGCUAGGGCAGGUAGUCAAACUUGACAAAGCACGCAGCAAGGAAAGCCAUCAAGACAGGGAUAACAGAACACUGUUUGUAAAGAAUCUUCCAUUCAAGAUAACUCAGGAUGAUCUCAAGGAGAUUUUUGAAGACGCUAUCGACAUUAGGAUUCCUACUGCUCGUGAUGGUUCAGGAACUCGUGGUAUUGCAUAUAUUGAAUUUGAAACUGAAGCUACUGCAGAAAUGGUAUUGAAGCAGAAACAAGGCAUUGAUGUUGAAGGUCGUUCCAUCGUUAUUGAUUAUGCUGGUGCUAAGAGUACGUUUAACACAAAAAGUGGGCAAGCACAGCAAGGUUCUGAUACACUUACAAUAAAUAAUCUGGCAUAUUCUGCUACUGAAGCAACCCUUCAGGAUAUUUUUGAAAAAGCAUCAUCAAUCAAAAUACCAGAGAAGAAUGGCAAGCCAAAGGGAUAUGCAAUUGUCAAAUUUGAAUCAAUUGAAGAUGCCAAAGAAGCCCUUGAAAGUCACAACAAUACAGAAAUUGAGGGGAGAAAUGUGAGAAUAGAAUAUAAUCAAGGACAAAGAGGUGGUGAUGUCAGCAAAACAUUAUUUAUUCGUGGCCUUUCUGAAGACACAACUGAAGAAACAUUAAAAGAAGCCUUUGAAGGAGCUGCAAAUGCAAGAAUAGUGACAGACAGAGAUUCUGGAAAAUCAAAAGGUUUUGGCUUUGUGGACUUCUCAUCUGAAGAAGAUGCAAAAGCAGCUAAAGAAUCCAUGGAAGAUGGAGAAAUCGAUGGAUGCAAAGUUACACUCGACUUUGCUCGGCCCAAGUUUGACAGCCAGCGAGGUGGUGGUGGUCGAGGUUUUGGAAGAGGUGGAAGAGGCAGAGGUGGAUUUGGUGGCAGAGGUCGAGGUGGCCGAGGUGGUGGUCGGGGUGGCUUUGGAGGUUUCAGAGGUGGAAGAGGUGGUCCUCAGGGAAAGAAAAUAAAAUUUGAUUAGAGGCUGAUAAGACUGUUUUAUCAUGUUCAGACAGAGCCUCAAUUGGACAUUCCAGAGUUCUGCAGGUUGGAGUGUGAUGGAAGCUCCAGGUUUCUGAACGGACUGGCAAUUAAGACAGACAUUGUUGGUACACCUUUGUGGAUUUUUGUCCAAUUUAUUAUUCUGUUUCCCAAUUGUGUAAAUGUACUGUUUCUGAUUUUUUUUAAGUAAAUGCAAAAUAAUGUUUUAGAAUGUUGUGCUUGGCAUACUGUAAUGGAUUAAAAGAUACCUUAUUUCA
Molecule: messenger RNA, 2179 nt
Organism: Hypanus sabinus (Atlantic stingray)
Lineage: Eukaryota; Metazoa; Chordata; Chondrichthyes; Myliobatiformes; Dasyatidae
Gene: nucleolin
Product: nucleolin
Exons: 15
Coding region: 118-1902 (594 amino acids)
Molecular function (GO): RNA binding
Source: RefSeq, a predicted model, not a curated record